AUGGAAAAAUUGUAUGAAGAGGUUGAAGAACCAGUGAGUCCUCAUGGACAAUAUUUCAACAGCUCUGUAAUGUGUGCAUAUAUUUUUGCCUUCUUGGAAUUAGAUAUUCCUUUUGAUGAGUCACAAGCUAUACCUUUGAUCAAAGAUCUCUUCCUCCCUAUCAAUCCACGCUUCUCCUCUAUUAUGGUUAGAGACAAAGAUGGUAAGAUGAGAUGGCAAAAGGUUGAAGUGAAGAUUCAAGAGAAUGUAAAGAUUCCUAAGUUUCCUGAAACCACAAACUCAUCAUCAACUGAGUUAUAUGACAAUUAUGUAACAAGUAUUCUAACUUCAAAAACACCACAAGACAAACCACUUUGGGAAAUUCAUGUUAUCAAUUAUCCAACAACAAAUGCUGCUAGCACCAUAAUAUUCAAACUUCAUCAUUCACUUGGUGAUGGUUACUCCCUCAUGGGUGCACUUCUUUCUUGUCUUCAAAGAGCUGAUGAUCCUUCUCUUCCUCUCUCUUUUCCUUCACGAAUACCAUUAGAUCCAAAAUAUUCAAAGAAAAGUUUAUUUAAGAAGCUAUGCUUUGGUGUAAAUGCAUUUUUUAGCUCCAUAUCAGAUUUUGGAUCAAGCAUAAUCAAGACAAGAGUAAUUCAAGAUGACAAAACACCUAUAAGGUCAGGAUAUCAAGGAAAUGAACUUCAGCCUGUUGCCUUGUCAAACAUAUUACUAUCUCUUGAUCAAAUGAGAGAAGUCAAAUCAAAACUUGGGGUGACUAUAAACGACGUGGUUUGUGGGAUAAUCUUCUACGGGAUUAGGCUAUACAUGGAAGAGAUGAAUGAGAAGACAAAAAGAGCAAAUUCAACAGCAAUUGUAAUGCUGAACACAAGAAAUAUUAAAGGCUAUCAAUCAUUGAAGGAAAUGCAAAAACCAGAAUCCAAAGGUCUUUGGGGGAAUAAAAUAUCUUUCUUACAAAUACCAAUACCUAAGCCAAACAAAUCAGGAAUUUGCAACCCACUUGAGUAUGUUUGGGAAGCCCGUGAAGUAAUAAAGAGGAAGAAAAGUUCUUUCAGUGUUCAUCUCAUAGCUUUACUCAUGGAUUUGGAGAUGAAAUUAAGAGGGCCUGAAGUGGUUUCUAAGAUAAUCUAUAACACAAUUGGUAACUCAAGUGUUUUCAUCUCAAACAUGGUAGGGCCAUUAGAGAUGAUGACUUUGGGAAAUCAUCCAGUAAAUGGAUUGUAUUUCACCCAGACAGUUGGACCUGAGGAUAUAAACAUUGCAAUUAUGAGCUAUAUGAAAACAUUGAGGAUCACUUUGAAAACUCUAAAGGGAUUCAUAGAUGAACAAAAGUUGAAAUUCUGCAUGGAUAAAGCAGUUGAACUGAUAUUCAAAGCAGCUAAGGAGAUCUCUGAGAAACCAAUCAAAAAUUAA
Vicia faba (fava bean) is the source of this 1413-nucleotide messenger RNA. Lineage: Eukaryota; Viridiplantae; Streptophyta; Magnoliopsida; Fabales; Fabaceae. The record is from the annotation of a GenBank genome assembly.